AUGCCUCAGAAACAUGAGCAUCACCACAUCCGCAAGCGUUUCUCUAUCAUGAACAUUCUAUCAGCAAUACCAUUCCUCCUCGCCACAGCCACAAAUGCCAUCCCCACCAUUCCCGCCGCCGCCGCACCAACACAAAUACCCUCUCCAACACCCACCACGACGGCAUCGACCUAUACAGUAACCAAAAUCUCCUCAACAACUCUAACCACCUCCUCGCCCGUGUUACACAUCUCUCCACACAUCUUGUCUCUUAUCACCACGAUGACGGUGACCACUUAUGAGCCUUGGCCGGCCUUUUUUGCAUCUGAUAUGGACGUGGAUAUGGACAUGGAGAUGGACUCAGUGGCAACGACGGUUCUGGAAACGGUGGUUUCGAGCGCUACGUGGGUUGAGAGGAGGCGGUAUUUGGAUGUUACAAAUAUGCGGGUAGCUGGAGGGGAAGAGGAGGAACUUGAAAGAGGAGGAAGCGAAGAAGAAACGACUAUAACGAGCUUCGUGGUGACGAUGGAGAAUACAUGGGUUGUUCACCCUGUUCCUGCUGCGGCGCCGACGGAUAUCUUUCUGGCUACGGGGGCGGCGGUUGGGUGUUGUGGGUGUUCUUUGCCUGCCCCUAGUGCUCCUAUUCCUGAGCCGACGUUCACGAGGGCAUCAUCAAGAAAUACAGUGCAAGAAGAAGUUGCAAAGCCCAAAGCAGACAACAUGGGACUAGGAGAAGAUCCAAUGUGCGAGUCGACUGGGCUUGCUACGGGGUGUCAGGGACAAUGCGUCUGGAAACCAUCAUUCCCGAUUCCCAACCAACUCCAAAAAAUCAACGAUACAGCAACAACAGCAACAAAUACAACGGCAGCAACGGCAGCAACGGGUCUCGGAACGUUCUGGUGCCUCCACAUCCACCCUUACCACUACUCCGACCCAUCUCUGCGCAUGGGCCGAGCAUGUUGGGGUUCCUACCUGCGUUAUCGCCAGCUUAACGCGCCUUGUCUGGUGGGAGAUGUGGGUAUGGCUUGUUUACCUUGUGUCAAAGGGGGAGAUGGUGGAGUGGGGAGAAAGGAUGAGAGUUGGGAUGCGGUGUUUUGGGAGGGGGAGGAGUGA
Messenger RNA from Sordaria macrospora k-hell, 1092 nucleotides. RefSeq lists its product as uncharacterized. NCBI's taxonomy places the organism in Eukaryota, Fungi, Ascomycota, Sordariomycetes, Sordariales, Sordariaceae. The record is from RefSeq and is a predicted model, not a curated record.